Arachis duranensis is the source of this 964-nucleotide messenger RNA. Its product is annotated as putative callose synthase 8. The coding region runs from base 14 to 964 and encodes 316 amino acids. Lineage: Eukaryota; Viridiplantae; Streptophyta; Magnoliopsida; Fabales; Fabaceae. The transcript is spliced from 8 exons. The record is from RefSeq and is a predicted model, not a curated record.
UGAGCUCAGAGCAAUGGCAGAGAUUGUGCCUGCUGAUCCUAUUGAUGAUCACAUUGGCAUUCGUAGUAAUUACGAGCAUGGAGAGACGUCAUCAUCAGCUGCAUACACAUCAACCGCCACCGCAGAACCGUUCUUUCAACCACUGGCCAUUACCAACGGAGGAAGUGGUGAGUAUGUUCCGGGCCCCUUUGACAGCGAGAGGUUGCCGUCGGUUUUCGCCUCCGAGAUUCAGAGGUUUCUUCGUGUUGCUAACAUCAUUGGAAAGGAAGAGCCUCGCGUUGCUUAUCUUUGUCGGUUUCAUGCUUUUGAAAUUUCGCACAACUUGGACAAAAGCUCCAGUGGAAGAGGCGUUAGACAAUUCAAAACUGCACUUCUUCAACGACUUGAGCAGGAUGAGCAUGUGACAAUAAGAAAAAGGAAGGAAAAGAGUGACACUCGUGAGCUUAAGCGUGUUUACCAUGCCUAUAGGGAUUAUUUUAUGAGACAUGACAAAGCAUUUGAUCUGGAACAAAGUCACAGGGAAAAAUUGAUUAAUGCACGAAACAUUGCCUCUGUUCUUUUUGAGGUGUUAAAAACAGUUUCGAAUGCAGCUGGUCCUCGGGCAUUUACCGAUGGAAAUGCAAUCCCCAAGAAAUCUGAAUUCAAUAUUUUACCCCUUGAUCAAGGAGGCAUUCAACAUGCAAUUAUGCAGCAGAGUGAGAUUAAGGCUGCAAUCGCAGUUAUGCGCAAUGUUCGAGGUUUACCCCCUGCACAAGAUUUCAAGAAAAAUGGAGGCUUUGUAGAUUUGUUUGAUUUUCUUCAGCAUUGUUUUGGAUUCCAGGAAGGCAAUGUAGCCAACCAAAGGGAGCAUCUGAUUCUUCUCCUAGCCAACAUGCAUACUCGGCAAACACACAACCAGACAUCGGUUUUAAAGGUAUCCAACUCUCUUACAUCAGUUUAUUCAAUAUCUUUUUCAUUUUUCUGA